AUGGUCUUGACAAUUCCAGAAAUUCUUGCUUUUCUUGCUUUUAUCUUACUUCUUAUGAAGGCACUGACCAUAGGCCGCCGCCAUAAACACUACCCUCCCGGACCACCCACCUUGCCUAUACUUGGCAACAUCCACCAGAUGCCCAAGAGAGAUGCACACCUUCAGUUCCAGAAAUGGGCCUACAAGUACGGUCCCAUCUAUAGUCUGAUGCUUGGCACCAGAGUCCUUAUAGUUCUGUCCAGCGAUCAAGCAGUCAAAGAUCUCCUCGACAAACGCAGUGCAAUUUACUCCGCACGUGAAGACAUGUACGUCGGCCAGACGCUCUGCAGCGGAGGCUUGCGUUUCCUGAUGAUGGAAUAUGGGCCAACAUGGCGCUACUUUCGCAAAAUGUGCUACAUAUUACUGAAUGUUAAUGUUGCUAAGACUUAUGUCCCUUACCAGCUCCUGGAGAAUAAGCAAAUGCUGUACGAAAUGCUCGUGUCUCCAGACCGUUGUCUGCAGAACAUUCGUCGUUAUUCAAAUGCUUUAACAACAACCAUGGUCUUUGGCUGGCGGACUCCUACUUAUGAAGAUGAUGCUAUGAAGCAACUCUACGAAGGCUUCUCUGAAUUUGUGCAGAUCAACCAGACUGGAACGGCUGCACUACUCGAUUCCUUUCCUCUUUUGCGGAAGCUUCCGGACCGGAUGUUUCCUCUGCAAGCGAGAGCGAAGGAGGCAUUCAAGAAAGAAAGACAGCUCUAUGUCGGUCAUUGGCUCACAGCGAAGAAGGCGAUGGAAGCUGGUACCAUCCAACCUUGCUUCUGCGUCGGCAUGGCACAAGCUCAGCGAGAAGCAGGCUUCUCAGACGAUCAAGCAGCUUACAUUACAGGAACUCUACUAGAGGCUGGUAGUGAUACUACUGCAAGCACGCUUUAUGCUUUUGUGCAGGCCAUGCUGCUCUUUCCUGCAGUCCAAAAGAAGGCGCAGGAAGAGAUCGAUCGUGUUGUCGGCAAAGAUCGUCUGCCGACAAUGGAAGAUGAGCCCAGUUUGCAGUAUAUCCGAGGCUGUGUGAAGGAAAGUCUUCGAUGGAUGCCGACAACAAUUCUUGGCGCAGUUCCACAUGCUGUGAUCCGAGAUGAUACUUAUAUGGGCUACAAGAUACCGAAAGGCGCAGGUGUAAUGAACAAUGUAUGGGCGAUCCAUAUGGAUUCUAACCGCUCUCCUGAACCACGACGCUUUGAUCCAGACAGAUUCAAGGACGACUUCCUGAAUUGUGCGGAUUCAGCAACGCAGCCAGAUGCUUCGAAAAGAGAUGCGUUCACUUUCGGAGCAGGCAGAAGGAUCUGUCAAGGUAUGCAUGUCGCUGAGCGUAGCCUCUUCCUUGGCAUAUCUAGAAUGUUGUGGGCGUUUGACAUCAAACCUGUCAUUGAUUCCGCUACAGGAGAGGCGAUUUUGCCUGAUCCUGACAAAUUGACGCAAGGCAUCUUGGUAAUGCCUGAAGAGUACAAGGUCAAAAUUACACCCAGGGAUGAAAUCAGAGCAGACCUCAUCAGGAAGGAAUGGCAAGAAGCAGAAGAAUUGCUUGAUCCCGUAACCAAGCAGUGGAAGCAGACGCCAGAAGGUAUGGUGUUGCCGAGCUUGUAG
Messenger RNA from Aureobasidium melanogenum CBS 110374, 1623 nucleotides. RefSeq names its product putative cytochrome P450. Lineage: Eukaryota; Fungi; Ascomycota; Dothideomycetes; Dothideales; Saccotheciaceae. The transcript has 3 exons. The coding region runs from base 1 to 1623 and encodes 540 amino acids. Gene Ontology annotation, molecular function: iron ion binding; monooxygenase activity; heme binding. The record is from RefSeq and is a predicted model, not a curated record.